Messenger RNA from Closterium sp. NIES-65, 1905 nucleotides. Lineage: Eukaryota; Viridiplantae; Streptophyta; Zygnematophyceae; Desmidiales; Closteriaceae. The record is from the annotation of a GenBank genome assembly.
AUGUACGUUCGACGCACCCGCUUCCGCCCGUCGCACUCCCUUCCGCACGCCUGCACUCCCUUCCGCUCGUCGCACUCUCUUACGCCCAUCAAACUCCCUCCUGCCGUCGCCCUACUGCCCGUCGCUCUCCCUAGCGCACGUCGCACUCACUUCCGCCGUCGCCCUCCCUUCCGCCCGUCACCUUCCCUUCCGCCCGUCGCACUCACUUCCGCCGUCGCCAUCCCUUCCGCCCGUCGCCCUCCCUUCCGCCCGUCGCCCUCCCUUCCGCCCAUCGCCAUAGAUUCCGCCCGUCGCCCGUCGCCAUGCCUUCCGCCCGUCGCCCUCCCUUCCGCCGUCGCCAUCCCUUCCGCCCGUCACCCUCCCUUCGUCUCGUCGCCCUCCCUUCCUCCCAUUGCCCUCCCGACCACCCGCCGCCCUACCUUCCCCUCGUCGCGCUCCCUUCCGCCCGUUGCCCCCCUUUGUCUCGUCGCGCUCCCUGCUGCUCAUCGCCCUUCCUCCCGCUCGUCCCCUCGCAAUCCCCGUAUCUCUCUCCCCUCGUCGCCCUGGCAUCUCCGUCACUGUCGCCAUCCCUCCCUUCUCCCUUCCCAACUCCCACACUUGUCACGCCCCCUUUCCAACCCGCACACACCCUUCCUUUCCCUUUCCCUGCUUUCCCAUGUUCCUUUCCCUGCUUCCCCCCAUCCCCUUCCCUGCUUCCCCCCAUCCCCUUCCCUGCUUCCCCCCAUCCCCUUCCCUGCUUCCCCCCAUCCCAUUCCCUGCUUCCCCAUGUCCCCUUCCUUGCUUCCCACCAUCCCCUUCCCUGCUCUCCCCCAUCCCCUUCCCUGCUUUCCCCCAUCCCCUUCCCUGCUCUCCCCCAUCCCCUUCCCUGCUUCCCCCCAUCCCCCUCCCUGCUUCCUCCCAUCCCCUUCCCUGCUACCCCCCAUCCCCUUCCCUACUUCCCCAUGUCCCCUUCCCUGCUUCCCCCCAUCCCCUUCCCUGCUACCCCCCAUCCCCUUCCCUACUUCCCCAUGUCCCUUUCCCUGCUUCCCCCCAUCUUCUACCCUUUUUCUCCCCAUCCCUUUCCCUGCUUCCCCCAUCCCCUUCCCUGCUCCCCACCAUCCCCUUCCCUGCUUUCCCCCAUCCCCCUCCCUGCUUCCCCCCAUCCCCUUCCGUGCUUUUCCCCCUCCCGUUUCCAUCGCUUUCCCCCUCCCGUCGCCCUCGCUCUCCCCCUCCCGUCGACCUCGCUUUCCCCCUCCCGUCGACCUCGCUUUCCCCCUGCUCACUCUCUUUCCCUCUGCUCACUCUCUUCCCCCUUCCUCAUUCUCCCCCCCCUUCCUCACUCUGUUCCACCCUGCUCACUCUCUCCUCCUCACUCGUAUCCCCCCUCUUCUGUUCCCCCCUGCUCUAUUCCCCCCCGCUCUAUUCCCCCCUGCUCUAUUCCCCCCUGCUCUAUUCCCCCCUGCUAUAAUCCCCCCUGCUCUAUUCCCCCCUGCUCUAUCCCCCCCUGCUCUAUCCCCCCCUGCUCUAUCCCCCCCUGCUCUAUCCCCCCCUGCUCUAUUCCCCCCUGCUAUAUCCCCCCCUGCUCUAUCCCCCCCUGCUCUAUUCCCCCCUGCUCUAUUCCCCCCCUGCUAUAAUCCCCCCUGCUCUAUUCCCCCCUGCUCUAUCCCCCCCUGCUCUAUCCCCCCUUGCUCUAUCCCCCCCUGCGCUAUCCCCCCCUGCUCUAUCCCCCCCUGCUCUAUUCCCCCCUGCUCUCUCCCCCCUUGCUCUCUCUCUUCUCACCUCCUCACUCCGUUUCCCCCUUGCUCACUCGGUUUUCCCAUUGCUCAUUCUCUUCCCCGCUGCUCAUUCUGUUUCCCCUUGCUCAUGCUGUUUCCCCUUGCUCAUUCUGUUCCCCCUUGCUCAUUCUGUCCCCAGCACCAGGUGUAG